Molecule: messenger RNA, 285 nt
Organism: Botrytis fragariae
Lineage: Eukaryota; Fungi; Ascomycota; Leotiomycetes; Helotiales; Sclerotiniaceae
Exons: 2
Coding region: 1-285 (94 amino acids)
Source: RefSeq, a predicted model, not a curated record
AUGGGAUCAAUGAUAGAUAUUAGAGACGGAACUGAAUCCGAGAAUUCUGCUGGAGCCGCCAGUCUGGUAAUGUCUACAACGGGAAAGGUAACAUAUCCACGGACGGGGCUCCGAAAGAAUAAAAAAGCUAGUAUCCUGAGAGAGAGGCGUAACCACUUCUUGGCCCUAGAAAUCUCGUCUAAUAGAGGAUACCACGGAUACCAAGGCAUUUCAAUCAAUUUCAUUUAUUUUACAGGGGCGUUUCAUAGACAAGGCUCAAAAAAAUCACUGUAUUUGACUUUUUGA